Molecule: messenger RNA, 5607 nt
Organism: Otolemur garnettii (small-eared galago)
Lineage: Eukaryota; Metazoa; Chordata; Mammalia; Primates; Galagidae
Gene: IQGAP2
Product: IQ motif containing GTPase activating protein 2
Exons: 35
Coding region: 292-4800 (1502 amino acids)
Biological process (GO): regulation of actin cytoskeleton organization; regulation of GTPase activity
Cellular component (GO): cytoplasm
Molecular function (GO): GTPase activator activity; actin filament binding; calmodulin binding
Source: RefSeq, a predicted model, not a curated record
GCCGAGGAACCGGGCCGGGCUGGAGGAGAAAGGAAGCCUGCGGGGGGAGGCGGCGGCGGCCGGCGAGCGGGCGACGGAGGAGAGUUCACUUCCACUCGGUGUCAGCGCGCUGCGGCGGCGGCGGGUGCUGGCGGGAGCGCCGAGGGAGAGGGUUGCCCGUCUAGGAGCGGCCGGGGGGAGGAAGCCAGAGGCUGGUUCGCAGCGCGCCGGCGGGGCGCGGAGCCCGCGAGGCUGGCCAGCGAGGGGAGCCGCGGGGGGCGCGCCCCAGACGGGCCCCCGGAGAAGCGCAGGAUGCCCCACGAGGAGUUGCCGUCGCUGCAGAGACCCCGCUAUGGCUCUAUCGUGGACGAUGAAAGGCUGUCUGCAGAGGAGAUGGAUGAGAGGAGGCGGCAGAACAUCGCUUAUGAAUAUUUGUGCCACUUAGAAGAAGCCAAAAGGUGGAUGGAAGUCUGCUUAGUUGAAGAAUUGCCACCAACCACUGAACUGGAAGAAGGGCUCCGGAACGGAGUUUACCUUGCAAAGUUAGCCAAGUUCUUUGCCCCGAAAAUGGUAUCAGAGAAAAAGAUCUAUGAUGUGGAACAAACGCGUUAUAAGAAGUCUGGCCUUCAUUUCCGACAUACAGAUAAUACCGUCCAGUGGUUAAGAGCGAUGGAGUCUAUUGGCCUACCCAAGAUAUUCUAUCCAGAAACCACAGAUGUUUAUGAUCGGAAAAACAUACCAAGGAUGAUAUAUUGCAUUCAUGCACUGAGUUUAUAUCUGUUCAAACUAGGAAUAGCGCCCCAGAUCCAGGAUUUACUGGGCAAAGUAGACUUCACAGAGGAAGAAAUCAGUAAUAUGAGAAAAGAACUUGAGAAAUACGGAAUACAGAUGCCAUCUUUCAGCAAAAUAGGCGGUAUUCUGGCCAAUGAACUGUCCGUGGAUGAAGCCGCAUUACACGCUGCAGUGAUAGCCAUUAAUGAAGCUGUUGAAAAAGGCAUCGCAGAGCAGACCAUCGUAACACUAAGAAACCCCAAUGCGGUUUUAACUUCAGUGGAUGACGACCUUGCACAGGAAUAUCAGACAGAACUCUGGGAAGCCAAAAAGAACAAAGAGGAAAAUGCCAGACUGAAGAAUAGCUGUAUUUCAGAGGAAGAGAGGGACGCAUAUGAAGAACUGCUGACACAAGCAGAAAUCCAAGGCAACGUUAACAAAGUCAACAGGCAGGCUGCAGUGGAGCACAUCAAUGCUGUCCUUCGGGAAGGCGACCCUGAGAACACACUGCUGGCUCUGAAGAGACCGGAGGCCCAGCUGCCUGCUGUUUAUCCCUUUGCUGCUGCUAUGUAUCAGAAUGAACUUUCCAACCUCCAGAAACAAAAUGCCACGAACUACUUGGCCCACGAGGAGCUGGCGAUUGCGGUGGAAAUGUUGUCUGCUGUUGCUUUACUAAACCAGGCCCUGGAAAGCAGCGAUCUUGUGUCUGUGCAGAAUCAACUCAGAAGCCCCACAAUGGGCUUAAACAAUCUGGACCAGGCAUAUGUGGAACGUUAUGCAGACUCACUACUCGCUGUGAAACUGGAAGCCUUAUCCCAAGGACAAGAUAACUUAAGCUGGAAUGAAAUUCAGAAUUGUAUCGACUUGGUUAAUAUUCAGAUACAAGAAGAAAAUGACCGAAUGGUAGCUGUAGGGUACAUUAAUGAAGCCAUUGAUCUAGGGAACCCUGUGAAGACUUUGGAAUCUUUGCUGUUGCCUAAUGCGGAUAUCAAAGAUGUGGACCCAGACUUUGCCCAGCACUACCAGGAUGUUUUACAACACGCUAAAUUACAGAAACUCAGGGAUUCCUCCGAGAAGACCUCGAAAGUUCUUUGGCUGGAUGAGAUACAGCAAGCCGUCAAUAACGCCAACGAUGACAGGGACAAAGCGAAACAGUGGAUUACUCUGAUCGUUGAUGUUAAUCAGUAUUUGGAGGGAAAAAGAUCAAGUGACAUUUUGUCUAUCUUGAAGUCUUCUGCAUGUAACAUACUCCCUGAGUGUGCCGAGCGGUACUAUGAUGCCCUUGAGAAGGCAAAAGUGCUCAAAAGUGAAAGAGUGUCUAAUGAAGGUCCAUGGCUGAAAGUCAACCUGCAGGAGAAAUAUGACUACUAUUACAACAUUGAUUCAGAAGAGAGCUCCUGGGUCCUACCUGAAUCCUACUUGCUUAAGGAAUCGUGGCUCAAUAGAGAUGAAAUUGAGGAUAUUGUUGAGGAAAUCACAAUAGGGUACAUUCGUGAGAAUAUAUGGUCUGCUUCUGAAGAUAUGCUUCAUCGCUUCCGAGCCGCAAGCACAGGAAACCCCCUUAUGGAAGAGUAUGAAGCUAGGAAAUCAUUUUUGUAUGAACACGAAGCGAAUGUGGUCACAAUACAGGCUUUCUGGAAAGGAUAUAAACAGCGGAAGGCAUAUAUGGUCAGACGACAGACCUUCGGGGAUAAUAUUUAUUCUAUUGUGAAGAUUCAGUCCUGGUUCCGAAUGUUGUCAGCGAGAAGAAGCUACCUUUCACGACUACAGUUUUUCAGAGACCAUAAAAACGAAAUUGUGAAAAUACAGUCGCUGAUAAGAGCAAACAAAGCUAGAGAUGACUACAAAACCCUGACUGGCUCCCAAAACCCACCAUUAAGUGUAAUCCGCAAAUUUGUACACCUUCUGGACCAAAGUGAUUUGGAUUUCCAGGAGGAACUGGACGUCGCACGAUUAAGGGAAGAAGUGGUGACCAAGAUCAGGGCCAAUCAGCAGCUGGAGAAAGACCUGAACCUGAUGGACAUCAAGAUUGGACUUUUGGUGAAGAACAGGAUCACACUAGAGGAUGUAAUUUCGCACAGAACAAAACUGAAUAAGAAAAAAGGAGGAGAGAUGGAAAUUCUAAAUAACACUGACAACCAGGGAAUAAAAAGUUUGAGUAAGGAGAGGAGAAAAACACUAGAAACGUAUCAGCAGCUCUUCUACCUUUUACAGACCAACCCUUUUUACUUGGCUAAGCUGAUUUUCCAGAUGCCACAGAACAAGUCAACUAAGUUUAUGGAUACCGUUAUUUUCACACUAUACAAUUAUGCUUCAAAUGAGCGAGAAGAAUAUCUACUCCUGAAGCUUUUUAAAACUGCUCUGGAGGAAGAAAUAAAAUCAAAGGUGGACCAGGUACAGGACAUAGUUACUGGUAACCCUACUGUCAUCAAGAUGGUCGUCAGCUUUAACAGAGGGGCCCGGGGACAGAAUAACCUGCGCCAGCUCCUGGCCCCAGUGGUGAAAGAGAUUAUCGAUGACAAGUCCCUGAUCAUCAACACGAACCCUGUCGAUGUGUACAAGGCUUGGGUGAACCAGCUAGAAACGCAGACAGGAGAGGCCAGCAAGCUGCCUUAUGAUGUGACCACAGAACAAGCUCUGACAUACCAAGAAGUGAAAAAUAAACUGGAGGCCUCCAUUGAGAACCUGAGAAGGGUCACUGACAAAGUCCUGAACUCCAUCAUUUCUUCCCUGGAUCUGCUGCCUUAUGGAUUGAGGUAUAUAGCCAAAGUCCUGAAGAAUUCGAUCCAUGAGAAAUUCCCUGAUGCAACAGAAGAUGAGCUAUUAAAGAUCGUGGGAAACCUCCUCUAUUAUCGGUACAUGAACCCAGCCAUCGUAGCUCCAGAUGGCUUCGAUAUUAUUGACAUGACAGCAGGAGGCCAGAUAAAUCCCGACCAAAGAAGAAACUUAGGUUCCGUGGCCAAGGUUCUUCAGCACGCAGCCUCCAACAAACUCUUUGAAGGAGAAAAUGAGCAUCUCUCAUCGAUGAAUGAUUAUUUAUCAACAACAUACCAGCAAUUCAGGAAAUAUUUCAAAGAAGCAUGUAAUGUCCUGGAGCCAGAAGAGAAGUUUAAUAUGGACAAAUACACAGACUUGGUGACAGUCAGCAAACCAGUCAUUUAUAUUUCAAUUGAUGAAAUCAUCAGCACACAUUCACUCCUGUUGGAACACCAGGAUGCAAUUGUCUCUGAAAAAAAUGACUUACUGAGCGAGUUGUUGGGGUCGCUGGGAGAAGUACCUACCGUGGAAUCUUUCCUUGGGGAAGGAGCAGUUGACGACAAUGACCCUGACAAGGAAAACACACUAAGUCAACUCUCAAAGACUGAGAUUUCCCUUUUCUUGACAAGCAAAUACGAUAUAGAGGAUGGCGAAGGUAUAGAUGGUCAAAGCCUCAUGAUAAAGACCAAAAAGCUAAUAGUGGAUGUGAUUCGGAACCAGUCAGGGACCUCAUUGACAGAAAUCUUAGAGACACCGGCAACUUCACAACAGGAUAUUCUAAAUCAAAGAAUCUAUCGUAAACUUCGAAAAGCUGAAUUAACCAAACUUCAGCAGACCCUGAAGGCCCUUAAUGAGAAGGCAGCAUUUUAUGAAGAGCAAAUUAAUUAUUAUGACACCUACAUAAAGACUUGUUUAGACAACUUAAAAAGAAAACAUACUCGAAGAUCAAUUAAAGUAGAUGGAAAAGGAGAAGCCAAAGUGACCAAGAGAGCUAAGCCUGUGAAGUACACGGCUACAAAGCUGUUCGAGAAAGGUCUCCUGCUCGGGAUAGACGAUCUUCCCACAAACCAGUUUAAGAAUGUUACAUUUGAUAUCACAGCUACUGAAGAUGUGGGCAUCUUUGAUGUCAGAUCUAAGUUCCUUGGUGUAGAGAUGGAAAAAGUGCAGCUCAAUAUUCAGGAUUUACUUCAGAUGCAGUAUGAAGGCGUAGCUGUAAUGAAAAUGUUUGACAAGGUGAAAGUGAACGUAAACCUUCUCAUAUACCUGCUGAACAAGAAAUUCUAUGGAAAGUAAAGUGCCUGUGGAAAUUUCACAAAUUCUGUAUCAUCUGGAUUGGAAAAUGAAUUUGUUUAGUAUUUUUGUUUUUAAACAUGAUUGAAAUCACUGCUUACAAAUGUGUGAUUUUUUUUUUUUAAGGACCAAAACUGUUCUCAAAAAUGUACCCACGUGCCUUUUUUGAUAAUUUGAUACUAAAAUAGAAUGAUAUGAAGAAAGAAUUAAUGUAAACCCAUCCAUGUUGUACUGUCAUGUAGGUACUCUGAUUUAAAACUUUGGACAUCCUGUGAUCUCUUUUAAAGGAGGGGGACAUUUAGCUAACUGGGGACAAACAUAAACCUAUUUUCUUACAAAAAAUUUUACAUGUCCCACUUGAAUGAUGUAAUUCUUCGUAGAUUUUUUUAUCGGUGGAUAAAUGGAAACCUAAUUAUUUGUAAUGAAUUACUUAGACAGUUCUAAGGCUUGUCUUCUUUUAAAGAAAACUUUUUUGUGCAAUUCCAAAUGAAGUUUUUAUAAGUAAUUGAAACCGACAAGACAAUAACACUUUCUGUAUAAAAGGAUAUAUUUUAUGUGAUUUAUUCCUACUAAACAAAAGUGCACUACUGCCUCAUGGAAAGACUCGUAUGAAGAGCCUUUACCCUUAAGUGACUAAGGAACAACACGACGGUGAUCCUAGACCCCCCAUAUUCCCUCUUCACAACGUAUUUGAAAACUUCAAUUGUGCCUCUCAAUUUUUUGUAAUGCUAUAAAAUCAGUAUCUAGAUGGUUUUUAAAUGUAUUCUUUGGAAAUUGUUUUAUGUAAAAUAAAUGUUACUUAAUUACAUU